CGCGAGAAUCCUAGUCCUACUCUUGCCGUACUAACCUCUGUGACUGGGCGGGUUGCCUCCUUUCAGGCGUAGAGCGCAGGCGCAUAUUGCGACGAAACGGGACGAAAGCGUCAGAAUUAGUUAGCCAGACUCCAUACUUGAGACCUUACUUUUGGCACUGGUGUUUCGUGUGGUUUCAUUUCUGCUUAUCAUGGCUUCACGAGCACCAGCAGGUGAAAAUUUGCCCGUGUACAAACUUGUUGUUGUGGGCGAUGGUGGUGUGGGGAAAAGUGCCAUUACCAUUCAGUUCUUCCAAAAGCUUUUUGUUACUGAUUAUGAUCCUACAAUAGAAGACAGCUACAUACAGCAUACUGAAGUCGAUGGUAUUUGGUGUGUGUUGGAUGUUCUUGACACUGCUGGACAAGAAGAAUUUAGCGCUAUGAGGGAACAAUAUAUGCGUAAAGGUGAUGGUUUUCUGCUUGUGUAUUCUGUAACUGAUGUUCAAAGUUAUGAAAACAUUGUGAACUUUCACACACAAAUCUUACGUGUCAAAGACAGGGAUUCAUAUCCAAUGCUUCUAGUGGCUAACAAAGUUGAUCUAGUUCAUCAUCGUAAAAUUCCUGAGGAAAGUGGAAGAGAUCUUGCUCUUCGACUUGGCAUACCUUACAUUGAAACAAGUGCUAAGGAUCCUCCACUAAACGUUGAUGCUGCUUUCCAUGAGGUGGUGCGGACCAUCAGGAAUCAACCAAUUGCGGAACAAGUCAAAUAUCGUAGAAGGCGUCCAAAUAAAUGUGUUGUAAUGUGAGUGCUAGACUUGUCAGCCGAAAAGCAGAUGAGUUGUGUUUCUGGAAAGUCCACUUUGAAAUGGAAAUUAAUCUUUUAAAUAACCAUCAUGUAACUGUCUUAAUGUUUAUAUUAAGUAGUUGCUUGCCUAAUCAUAUUGUCCUAUAAGUAAGGUGCAACACAUGGUUGUUUUGUUGGUCUCAGUGAUUUACUUUCUUGCUGCUAUUAAUUUUGUCUUUCUAUUGAAAGACAUUGUAUGCCUAGCAAGAUAGAUGAAAGAUUGUGAAUUGUACUCUUGUGUAUCUGCACAUGAUUUUUAAAAUUCGAUGAGAGGUAUUUUAUGCAUUUAUAGCAAGAGAUGUUAUAUCUAGAUUGUAAAGAAAGAGACACUGUAGGGGGAACUUGUGGCUUUCAAUGUGCUAUACUUAUACAAAAAGUACAGUAGCAUAGCUGAUUGUUGUGACUCAUCAGCAGACUAAUUUAAAAAUUAAUCAAUGCUCACUUAGAAGACGAUAUUGAAAAUAUCUAUUUUCAUACUGAUGUUGGUAUUAAUUCUUAAAUCAAAUUUUUGACCUCAUAAUGAUGCAUUUAAAUAGUAACAUAUUGACAGGGAUUUUGAAACAAACACUAGAUUAGAGAUACAGUAUUUGUGAUGCUCUGAUUUUUAUUUACAACAGUACUGUUUGCACUUUGUGUAUGAUCUGUUUAACCCAAGUAACAGAGAGAGGUUCAUCACUGAGACACUAGUUUUUGUGACGUGUUUCAUUAUACGAAAAGUUAAUGUCAUUGUGACCUCAGAGUGAUGUAAAUGACAUCACGUUUAGUAAACUGAAUUACGUCACAACAACUAGUGUGGAAAUGACGUCAAAAUCACAUCAUUUUGACACAUUCAUGACAAAGCGCAGUUACUUGGGGAUGCUUAUUAUUAUUAAUAUGCAUGUGCUUUGGGCCUGCUCCAUAUUUGACUGUUGUUUUGUACAGUUAAUAGAGAUCAUAAUCUUAGGUACCAUGAAACUAGUCAAAAAAUAUGUGGUAGUGCUAGUAUGUGAAGGUAGUAGCAAUCACCGGCACACAUAUUGGAUCAAUCAAGUUUAUACAUUUGUGCAAUUUUUUCCAAGAGGUGCUAAUUGUGUAUCAUGUUUAUUAUUAGUAAGAGAUUUGUCUUAGAUGAGAUGGUUGAAAAACUAUUUUAGAUAGUGUAGUUUUAGUAAUUUUGUAUCCAACUAAAGAUUCAUAUUUUUUUUUCUACUGUUUAGUUUUACUUUAAAAUAUUGACUUGAUUUUAAUAAGAAAUUUCACUGUUUAUUUUAAGUGUGAAUUUGUUAAGACAUCAUGCCAUUUUACACUACUAUAGUCUGUUUUUGGUACUUUGAUGAUAACUAGUGGAUUUUGGUGCCAAGUCUUUUUGUUUCAACUAUUCUUGACAGAGACCAUUCAAUAUGUUUUCUAUAGCAAACCUUUCCAGAAUUUGGGACUUGGAAAGCAAUUUGUCUGAACAUGUGAUAUAUUGUAACAUAAGCCAUUGCCAUUACAUCAGUAUUACAUUUACAUUUGCCUGAUGGAAAUGUUCAAUUCACUGCCGUCUGACUAGUUACAUCUCCAAUCAGCUUGAAUGCUGAGUAAAUUUUGUGCAUUUCCUUCGCUGAUUUUCUUUUUUUCUGCACAAUUAGGCUUUCACCAAAAGCAAUGGUACGCCAUGCUCAUUAUGUACUGAAAUUGAUGGUUGUGUGGUUCUUACAAUCGGGCUCAAUAUUUUCUUUCUGUGAAUCCUAAUUUUCAACAAACUAAUCAUUCUUUUUUGUUUUUUGAAUUACCUUUAUAUUUGUUCAUCCAAAAUGGGAAUGGACAUAAUGUGUGUGUGUUGUUCCAUGAUACAUAAUGCCAAACCAAAUACCUAUUUAUUUACUUAUUUAUCUACAUAUUCAUUAGGGUAUUAAUGUUUUAUGUAGGAGUUGUAUCAUUAUCAUCUACUGUACCUACAUUAUUUAUCAUUGUUAGAAGGUUCAUUUUCAUUUUUUAUAGUUUAAAGGCUGUGCUAACUUAUUGUUUUUGUGCUCUUAUGUCAAGUCUUACCACUCCAUGAUGCAGGAAUGGCCUGUUAUAAUUUUUGGACAAAUUUGCGCUUGUGAUCUAUUGCUUUAGUUGCCUUUAAAUGUUUACUAGAGCCUGCUAACAUGCUGUGGAGGGUAAUUAAUAAAGUGUUCUGAAACCUGAA
Frankliniella occidentalis (western flower thrips) is the source of this 2977-nucleotide messenger RNA. RefSeq names its product ras-related protein M-Ras-like. The record is from RefSeq and is a predicted model, not a curated record. Gene Ontology annotation, cellular component: plasma membrane. The transcript is spliced from 5 exons. NCBI's taxonomy places the organism in Eukaryota, Metazoa, Arthropoda, Insecta, Thysanoptera, Thripidae. Gene Ontology annotation, biological process: signal transduction. Gene Ontology annotation, molecular function: GTPase activity; GTP binding; GDP binding. The coding region runs from base 191 to 784 and encodes 197 amino acids.